ACGAACAAGAAUGGACAACGAGCAAAACAAUUACGGAAGAUAACCACAAAACGAAGGUGGAAAUUUAUGAAAAACUGUGAAAAUCGCGUGUGAAAUCGGUGGCGCAUUGAAAAUGGUGCUGCGAUCGGGAAUUAUAAUUCCGUUUCAGUUCCGCGACACGAAGAAGCUUCUGAUGAUAGGAGUGCCCGAGGAAAAUCGCAACCUCAACAUAUGGGAUCUAAAGAAUGUUGUGCGCGCCGCCUUCGGGAUCUACAACUUUGAGUUCCGGAACAAAAAGAUUGGUUUUAACAUCCCGGAUGAACUGCUGCUCCAUUAUCUGGCCCAAAGGCACGACCUCACCAAUUUCGUUAUAGAAAUCAGUCAAGCCUUGGACGAUGGCCACGCAAAGGAGCUGCUCUCCUACGAGCCCUCCUGCUCAAUGUCCGCCUUAAAGCAGCACCACCUCCAACAACAGCAGCCGCCUCAUCAGGCACACCCCCACCAACUUCCGCAUCAGCAUCAUGUGCCACUGCCACAGCGAUCCAACGAAAGUGCUUCCCACCAUGAAUAUGUUCCCGGAUCGCAGCCAAAUUCUCCCGCUCUGGGCUUAAACAGUGAGCCAGUGGACUCGCCGCUGGACCAGCAGGCCAACAAUUCUGGUCCGGAGCCAGCAGACAGUGCCCAAAAACUGCGUCUUAGCCAAAACUAUUCGGAACGUACGCCGGAAUCGCUAACCCAGUCAAUAGACCCAAUGGACAUUAUACCCAAAGCCGAGUCCGAGUCGGAGGUAGAGCGGCUGCAGAGGGCGUCACGGUUUUUAGCGCGACAGGAGCAGCAGCACCAAGUGCAACAGCAACAGCAGCACCAGCCACAGUUACUUCCGGGUCAGCAGAUAUUUUCCAACUACACGCACACACUACCGCCGAUGAAUGCACCAAAUCCGUCGCAACAAGCGCCGUACACUCCGGGCCUAAUGAGUCGCUUUAGAAAACGCGGAGAGCGGAUGUCUAAGGAUCAAAAGGAGCUGUAUGUGAAGUUUUUCGAGGACAACCCUUGCAUGCUAUCCAACCACCGCCGUCACGAUGGACUUACCGAACCUCUGUGGGCAAAGUUGGCCCACAUGUUGAACAGUGUGCCACAAGGUGCUGUGAAAAAUGUGGAGGACUGGAAGCAGACAUUCGAUGCCUGGCGCUACCGCAUAUUCAUGUACACGCGUUACAACUCCAAGCUGAGCAUGUCAGAGACUAGCGAUCCUAAGAACUUCAAGCCCCUGACCGCAACCGAUCAGAAGGCAUACGCGAUGUGGACUAGUCACAAACACAUAGCGCCGCAGGAUUACGAUAAAAUGGACAUGUUCGUCCCCCUAGAUGAAGCCACCACAGCCACCAAUAGCUACGAUUACUAAGUGCAUAAGGGAUUUAAGAGCAAAGAUAUGCAGCUGUUGAUCUGUACUUUAACUAGUGCUAAGCAAAAAAUACAAUAUAUUUAGG
Messenger RNA from Drosophila bipectinata, 1469 nucleotides. RefSeq lists its product as uncharacterized. Lineage: Eukaryota; Metazoa; Arthropoda; Insecta; Diptera; Drosophilidae. The record is from RefSeq and is a predicted model, not a curated record.